AUGUCUCUCGAAGAUAUUCUUUCACCCAACCUUAACCGGUAUUCUCCGCAGUCCAGCAGUCGCUAUCUCUCCACUCGGCUCGUUACCCAUAAUGGCACCACUAUUGCCGUGGCUCUGGGCAAGGCCGGAGACGGCUCAUUAUUCUUUGCGUACUCUAUCUUGAAUGCUGAAGAGGAAGACCAGGCGAAAAAAGAAAGCGAAGCGAAACCGUCAGCAGCUGGGGAAGCCGAUAAGCUUGACUCACAAUGUUGGUUCGACAAUGCCAAGAUACUACAGUUUUCAUCCGAGGUCAGAGUCAUUGGCGAAGAAUCGGUACCAGUUUAUCAAAUCCCGGCUGAAAAGCAAAAGCUCAACGAAUGGCUCUCGUCUUCGCUUUGCCUGAUGGAUCCAGAAGUCGUCGAUUUUCAGGUGCUCUCUGAUGGCCGAUAUGUAUAUCUCUUUCGUCAAGGUGCCGUUGUAGCCAAAGAGUCACCAAAUCAGUAUAUGAGAGGAGGUGAGACUGGCAAGCCUCCAGUUGAUGGCAACCUGCUCUGCGACCGUUUUGUGCUUGUUGGGUCGACUCUCAAUCGGCCUUUGGAGGCCAGAUACCAGCGCAGCUUCCAGAAGCAAAUACCACUCAAUGACAAAGAUACGCUCGGUGCACGAGAUAUCAACUACUUUUUCUAUGAGCCGACACACUCGUUGCGGUUCGUCCAAGAUCUCACGAACGGUCGAUUUGCUGUGCUCAGAGCGCCUACGGUCAUCAACGGCGUUACCAGAUGGAUCAUCUUUUCCUACUCUCGCAAGUCAGGCCAAAUCGAAUGUGUCACCACCGACACUGCAUUGAACGGCCUCUUUGAUCUACACGGACACGUGUACUACACUUGUAAGUCAGAGAACCAUACAAAGGUGUUUGAAAACGGCCCAGGCUCCUGCACAGCUUCCAGAAGCGACAAUGGCCGAACGUGUAAUGAGGCGAGGGUGCCGAUUCUUCCAAAUACACCAGCAUCAAAGCGCGCCAUUCGACUUAACGGGGAGCUGCAACUUGAUCUAAAAGAGGACAUUGAUCUAUCUACCAUGGCCGAGGGUUUUACUCUUGAAGGCUGGAUCAAUGCACAUUCUCCAAAGGAAGACGCGAAUGGUUCGACUAUGUGCUUGUUCUCUCAGGGCCGUGAUGGUAGCCCCUCGGUCUUGCUUGACGAUAAGUUACGGCUUGUCAUUCGCGUGUCGGGGACCGACCAAUCUAUUCUUACUUCUGACACGAGUCUCAAGGCUGAUACGUGGACUCAUAUUGCCACUACUUACAGCGUCGCAACACAGACCUAUAGUCUCGUUAUCAACGGAGUGCUUGCUGGCUCUGUGUCUUCUCCAGUCAAGCCUGGUAAUUUUUCAGGUCUCGGAUACCAACCCAAGGUGACUGGAAGUGGUUUUGUUGGAAUUAUGGACGAAGUGCGCUUAUGGAGUUAUCCAUUUCAUCCAGCUAGCAUUGAAUGUAAGAUGUCCAAGCGAGCCACAGGUCUGGAGUCUGGCUUAAUGGCGUGCUGGCACUUCGAUGAAGAGUCUGGAACGGCUGCCUUUGACGCAACCUUUAACAGCCGAGAGUUAACCAUUGAUGGCGUUAAUGGAGCCUCGAUACCGAUGGACGUCUGGUCUCAGGCUGUUGCACCAAUGGUGGCGAGUUACGGUCUCGCACGACGAAUUCUUAGGCUACCGCCGUCAGUAAAUAUCAAUGGCGGUAUCAGUGCGACCAUUUACAACGAACAAGUCAUGGUUUCAAAAAGUGAUGCAGAUAAGGAAAAGGCCAAAGAACCCUCUGAGAAGCCAAAGUCCCAAGGGUAUAUGAGACGUGGUACACGGGUUCUUCUAUGCUUUGUUACAGGCACUGGAGACUCGCCUGGGCGUCUUGCCGUGCUCGACUUUGGCUUGCUGUCGGACGGAACUCUCCCCGACACUCCAGCAUCUAUUCCACUGCCAUCACUGACACUCCCCAGCAAGGCCGGGACCGCGGAGUCUCGUGUGCAUACCUCACUUCUCUACAUUGGCAGCCAAGGCGUAGAAAUGUUUGGCGGUAUCCUCCCCUCUGACGCUGCAGAGUGCGGGAGUGAAGCCCCGUUUGCCUUCGAGUCAGCCAUGGGCACCGUGAAAAUCUACUUCAGGGCUCAAGGGCGCUCAAAAAACAAGCUGUCGGCUCUAGACUAUUGCAUCUCGCGCAGCGUCACCGCGGCCGUCGUUCCGCCCUCCAUGCUCGGUGGGCACGAAGGCAUGUUCGCCACUUGUAAGUUUCGGCAAGCCAAGAGCAUUGUAUUCGAGACAAACUUGUGUCCAUGGGCCCCGCCGGAUGUGGCCAUUCAGCUCACUCUGACCGCGAAUCUGGGUGACGACAAGAAGAUAGUAGAGACAUGGAAUGGUGUCCCAGCGCAAUUGGACAAGUUAUAUGCCCUCCUAAAUGGUGCGAAUGGAGCAAAGCCUUCGGACACUAUUGGCCAUAUGGCUGAGCUGAAGGAGCUUACACCAAACAAUUACCGGAACUUGAAAGCACCGCCAACCGAGCUCAUUCUUCAGAAUAAUCUCACUCGCCCUGUCACGGCAGGAUCUUACAUUUCUAUUGGCAUGCGCUACUACAUGGUUUUGCAAACCGCGACUGAAGGCAAGAGUGUUGCAAUAUCACUCCAACGCGAUAAAAGACCACAAAGAUCUCCUGUCAAAGGCAUGGAAGUCUUGCUCCAGGACUAUGACCACGAUGGGCUGGUAACAUCCGAAGGCAAGCCUCCCGGCGACUUUACAAAGGGUUCCAGUCUUAUUGCUAUGUUUUGGGAUCGGUCUUCCACCAUCGACGAUUUGUCCAAGACAGCCAUGACCACGAAAGUCCAAGUACCUGCGACAAGCUUCAUUAACUGCAAAGGUCAGAGUCCUGCCUUUAGCUCUCUUUUCAACUCGACUUGUCUUGUUCUUGAUGGUGACACAAUUUACUCAUCGCUCGAGGACGGUGUGACUACUGCUCCUUGCGCAGGUAUUUGCUUCGAAAGCUGGAUCAAAGUGGAACGUGCUUCGGGAAACACAAUUGCCGUUGCAUACACAGCAGAGCAUGCUCCCCGUGCCGAAGGAUUACGCAAAGAACAGCAGUCUGUCGUGCUCAGUGUCUCAAAGUUCUCAGGUGGAAAUGUUUAUGACCUCGUAGGGAGCGUCAAUGGCCUAGGUUUCUUUGUCAACGAGCAGUCGGCGUUGAAAGUUGGUAAUUGGGCACAUGUUGCCUGCUCGGCCAGGAACACCUUUGCUCUAAAUUCUUCGGGUAAAGGUUACAUCGACUUGGGCACUUCGGCCGAAUGGAAUCUGUCAGAUUUCUCGCUUGUCUUUACUCUCCAACUGAACAAGGACAGCUCCGGCGAGCAGACUGUGCUUGUCAAAUCUGAGAGCGCUGGUGCCUCCACACCCAUACACAUCAAGAUCAACUCCAGCCGUCAGCUCCAGCUUUCGUACUGGGCUGCCAAUGAGAACGGGGAACAUCCAGAGGAGCGCAGAUUCUACUCACCAGCGGAUAAGCCCUUCAUUCCUGGUGAGCCAUACAAGGUUUUCAUCUCUCGCAAGCUCGAACAUAUAACCAGAGACAAUACUGCUCCCAGAUUGUACCAGCUGGUCAACAUGCUUGCGUGGCGGUCAGACGGAAGUUUGCACAUAGAUAUGAAGCCUGAUAGUGUCGAUACUAUCAAGGAAGCUGAAUCAAAGCGUACUGUCAAUCAGAUUAUGACAUCAGGAGCCCAGCAGACCCACGGCCCUGCGCAGGGCAACGAAGCGCCCCUCUGCCUUGGAGGUGCGUCAUGGAGCCAGGGAAACAGGUUGCAAGGCAUCAUUGGAUCUAUUUUGUUGUACUCGUCGGCAAUUCUGGCACCCCAAUCGCCCAUGGCGCUGCUAGAGGCGUCUGGAAACACCAAAGAUGUCAUCGGCUCGUGGUCGGGCCGUGAUGCCAGCGGCUACAGUCUUUUAAACGACCUGGGACGGAACCAUGGCAAGUUCAAAGGCGAGGGACUUGGUUGGGUUAUCAGCCCUUACAAGCCGGACCUCCAGCUCUCGGUCUUUGUCAAUGGGGUUCGUGUCAAAUACCAGCAACCGAGUGACAGCCACAGGGCUUUAUUAGCUCAAGCAACCCCUGUUGGCCCGCACCAACUCACUUUGGGGAACGCCUUAGCAGCUGGCGGUAAUGACGAUACUCGCUUCUUGUGUCUCGCUGAUAACUUCACUGGGGAGUUUGAUGAAUUGCGUAUCUGGAAUGUGCCACGGACGAGGGAGAAUAUCUGCGAUUCAAUGCAUACUCGCUUGACAGACGUUUCCAGUGACGUUGCUGCCUAUUUACCAUUCGACGAGACAGCCAAUCUAGCAACAGAUACCGCAGGCCAAGGGCAGAAUUCCAUUCUUUUGGAUACUUCGGUCAACUGCUACAAUCUAACACCGCUUCUCGGGGGAGGGGUACGCAAGAAAGCUUCCGAGGCCCCUGUGGGCCUUGACUCCCCUUGUGUCUACCAAUCUUUAGGCGCUAUCUCAGACAAGCUCAGAGGAGUCACGAUAUCCGCAUGUCCCUCUGUGGCCGAGUAUGGUGACCUGCAAAUUGAGUCUAGUGGCUCUAUGGGGGGCAGCUACAAGCGUGUCUAUUCAUUCAUCGAAUCCAAUGGUAAAUGGUGUCUGGUGACGGGCUUCCGCAUUGGUUCACUCCAGACUGAGUGGGUUGGUAAUGUUCAGACUGAUCCAACGCUUAUUGGAUUCAUAGAAGGCGCGCCGCCAGUUCCUAUUGAGAAUUUCAUCGACCAAGGCACGCGCCCACAUUCAGCGAUUAGCUGGAACUACAACAAGCGCUGUAUAUACACAUAUAGUUCGAGAUUCGAGCAAAUCAAAAAUACUGACCUAUCGCUUGCCAGGGGCCUUGGGGCCAAAUGGCAGGUCAGUUCUGGGAUUGGCGUCGAAACAGAGACAAGUGCUGGUCAGAUCAAAGCAUCCCAGAAGAUUGCACUCGAUGUGUCUUCUGGUCUAGUCAACAAUGAAGUUCGCACAUCGACAACAAAUAUGAACGUUGAGAUGGAGGAGUACGAUGCUCUUAACAUGGGUCUCGCCCUCGUCGAGAGUGAAACUGCUGACUUGUUUGCUCUCCGACUCAAAAUGCCUGGCCCUGUUGCGCCCCUCAUUGCGUACCAGUUGCACCCCAACCCCGACAUCCCCAGAGACCGGAACACCGUUUCUUUCAAGAUAAACAGUGCGUACACCAAACAGGGCUGUCUAGAUGGCCGCCGUGGCUUGACCAACGAUCCAGACUACCCUGUCAUGUCUUCGCCGAUCAAAGAUGCUUCGUAUUUCAAGCCUGCUGAAGCAUAUGCCCUUCGUGAACAAAUCCGACGAGCCGAGGAACAGCUAGAGGCCGAAUACGAGCGCCACUCUCUAUCCCUACCCUCAAAGGACAUGAAACUACCUCAGAGAACACAUAGAAAUAUCUGCAACACAUAUGUCUGGACGGCAGAAAGUGGAAAAUACAAGGAAACGAAGUCUACACUUGAUAUGGUUCAGUCCGAGGGUGCCAUCAAUUCAAACACUAGAAUAUCUGCCGGCUACUCGCUCGACAUGGAGCUCGCGUUUGGAAACGGGCUUGUCACUCUCGACGUUGAUGCCAUGUAUAGCGCCCACUUCAACUUCAACAUGACCAAGGAGAAGACUACGGACGAGGGCUUCGAGUUAGAGGCCCAGUUUCCUCCACAUGUAGAUAUAAGACACAAGGAUCCAGAUACGGGCGCGUAUGUUAAGAGACCUGGCGCUGUCGACGCCUAUAGAUGGAUGAGCUUCUGGUUGGAGCCUAGUGUGGAGGCGACUGACACAUUCUUCCAGAAGGUCAUUGAUCCAGUGUGGCUGGAAGACCCGCUCGACAAUGACGCUAAGACGCUGCGGAUGCUCCGUGAGAAAAUUAAUAAGGAGGAGGGCAAUGCUAGAACCAAGGCCUGGCGAGUCUUGCAUCGCUGUACCUAUGUCAGCCGUGUCCCCGAAAAGGUCGAGCAACGCCCUGCCAGAUUCGCAGAUACCGAGGAUGAGAAGAAAACAACUCCGGUGGCUGACAUUGCGGCGAAUUGGCUGCUGAUCCAAAAGCUAGAGCCUUUUGAGCGUAGUGCUCAGUCCAAAGAACAUCUGCGUAAUAUUCUGAAACCUCACGCCCUGAAGCUUUUUCCUUGUUUAAUUCCCCAGACUAGUUUCUAUCACUCUGUGUCGGACCUGAUAGCUGAUUACAUUGGGUUGGCUUAG
Fusarium fujikuroi IMI 58289 is the source of this 6249-nucleotide messenger RNA. RefSeq lists its product as uncharacterized. The coding region runs from base 1 to 6249 and encodes 2082 amino acids. The record is from RefSeq and is a predicted model, not a curated record. The transcript has 5 exons. NCBI's taxonomy places the organism in Eukaryota, Fungi, Ascomycota, Sordariomycetes, Hypocreales, Nectriaceae.